Molecule: messenger RNA, 8281 nt
Organism: Heterobilharzia americana
Lineage: Eukaryota; Metazoa; Platyhelminthes; Trematoda; Strigeidida; Schistosomatidae
Source: the annotation of a GenBank genome assembly
GCAUUAAUUGAGCGCGUAUUUCUUGUUGCAUAAGGGUUGUUGUCUUGCACCGUUUUCUGAUAAAUCAUGGCUGAUGAUGCUGCCAGGAAGUUACAGUUUGAGUAUAAGAUCAACUCAAACUUGGUGCUUUCAACGGAUCGGUCACUAAUUGACAGACGUCCCAGGGAUGAGUCGACCGGCGAAGUGUUAAGCUUAGCAGGCAAAAUUCGUGUGCAGGAGAUGGGACACAAAUCACAAAGAACGAAGCCUCCUAUGUUACAGGAAAAACGAGCAAAACGUCAAAAACGUGAUGAGUCUCAACAGGAUGCCUUGAAAUUAAAAGGGAGCAGUUUAUUGAACGAUGAUUUCGAUGAUAUAGCAGGUAUCAUCUACCGCCCCAAAACACCAGACACCCGAAAGACUUAUGAAUACAUUCUUCACUGCAUUCAAGAAGCCCUUGGGGAUCAAUCACGAGAAAUUCUGUGUGGAGCAGCAGAUGAGGUUAUAGCUACGUCUAAAAACACUCAUUUAAAAGAUAAGGAGAAAAGGAAAGAAACUGAAUCUUUGUUAGGCCCUCUCGUUGAUGAACGGUACAAUAUAAUCGUGAAUUUGUGUAAGAAAAUAACGGACUGGAAAGAAGAAGAACCUGCGUCUGCUGCAGUUUCUAAUGUGAAUGAUAGCAUCGAUCAGACAUAUGGCGUAAACGUUCAGUUCGAGGAAUCAGACCAAGAGGAUGAGGAAGACGCUUUCGGUGAGGUCAAGGAAGAGGAUGAUGAAGAUGAACCGGAAGGGGAAGAAGCUGUAGUUGAGAUGACCUUACAGUCCCGUAAGAAUGAGUCAUCUGCUGCUUCUCAUCAAAAUGCUGAGAAUUUACACCCUCGGGAUAUUGAUGCAUUUUGGUUGCAGCGUAAUCUUGCUAAGCAUUGCAAAGAUCCAAUAGUUGCUCAGGCAAAAGCACGUGAAUGUUUAGAAAUUCUUCAAUCAGCUGUAGAUGAUAGAGAUUUGGAAAAUCGUUUGGUUCGUACUCUAGGUUAUGAACAAUUCGAUUUUGUUAAAAUAUUACGCAAACAUCGACUUAUGAUUUUACAUUGUAUCUUAUUAGCUCAAGCACAAACUGUACAAGAACGUAGUCAAAUGGAGGCUAAAAUGCGUAAUGAUCCUACAUUGGCUAAAGUAUUACAUGAAUUAAGAGAAACAGAAAAUUCCAUGGAUCUUGUAGCUGAAGAACGUCAAAGAAAAAAUGUACAGCGUGUUGUCCGAGUUCAAGCCGAUAUGGAACAUGAAAAUAUGGAAGAUGAAGGAAUUCAAUUAACUGAAGAUGGUGCUAUCGGUAUCGCGAAUAUUGUCGACUUAGAAGGUUUAGUAUUCUCUCAAGGAGGUCAUCUAAUGGCAAAUAAACGAUGUCAACUACCUGAUGGUUCAUUUCGCAAACAAAAAAAAGGUUAUGAAGAAGUGCAUGUACCAGCUUUACGUCAAAAAUCAUCAGAACCAGGUGAAACAUUAAUAAAAAUUGAAAAAUUACCUGCUUAUGCACAAGCUGCAUUUGAAGGUUGUAAAACGCUUAAUUUAAUACAAAGUCGUUUAUAUCAUGCUGCCAUGGAGACAGAUGAAAAUCUUCUAUUAUGUGCUCCUACUGGUGCUGGAAAAACCAAUGUGGCCUUGCUAUGUAUUAUGCAUGAAUUAGGAAAAUUCAUCAAUCCUGAUGGAACAAUAAAUAAAGAUGAAUUUAAACUGAUUUAUAUUGCCCCAAUGAGGUCUCUUGUACAAGAAGUUGUAGGUAAUUUUAAUAAGCUGUUAAGCAGUUAUGGUAUUAAAGUAGACGAACUUACUGGUGAUCAUCAACUUAGCCGUGAACAAAUUUAUGAAACACAAGUGAUUGUAUGCACACCAGAGAAAUGGGAUGUGAUUACACGUCGUGGUGGAGAUGAACGUGCUUAUAUACAAUUAGUUAGACUAAUUAUAUUCGAUGAAAUUCAUUUAUUACAUGAUGAUCGAGGUCCAAUACUUGAAGCUAUUGUUGCUCGAACACUACGUGCUGUGGAGAGCACAUCUGGUUUAGCUGUAUCUAAUGAUAUAGGUGGUGGUGGUGGUGUUCGUCUUGUUGGAUUGAGUGCAACACUACCAAAUUAUGAAGAUGUAGCAACAUUUCUACGAGUUGACUGUUCAAAAGGCUUAUUCUAUUUUGACAACAGCUAUCGUCCUGUACCACUAGAACAACAAUAUAUUGGGAUAACUGAAAAGAAAGCCGUUAAACGCUAUCAAAUAAUGAAUGAUAUAGUCUAUGAUAAAGUGAUGGAACACGCUGGACGUAAUCAGAUAUUAAUAUUUGUGCAUAGUCGUAAAGAAACUGGUAAAACAGCACGUGCACUAAGAGAUGCAUGCUUGGAAAAAGAUACACUUGGUAUAUUUAUGAAAGAGAAAAAUGCAUCUGCUGUUGUACUACGUCAAGAAGCUGAACAAGUGAAAAAUUUUGAGCUAAAAGAUUUACUUCCUUAUGGUUUUGGUAUUCAUCAUGCUGGUAUGAGUCGUGUUGAUCGUACUCUAGUUGAAGAUUUAUUCGCUGAUCGACAUAUUCAAGUUUUAGUCUCUACUGCCACAUUGGCAUGGGGUGUUAAUCUGCCUGCACAUACAGUGUUAAUUAAAGGAACACAGAUAUAUAGUCCUGAAAAAGGUCGUUGGACAGAAUUAGGUGCUUUGGAUGUUAUGCAAAUGCUUGGACGUGCUGGUCGUCCACAAUAUGAUACUAAAGGUGAAGGUAUACUAAUUACAAAUCAUACAGAAUUACAAUAUUAUCUAAGUUUAAUGAAUCAACAACUUCCAAUUGAAAGUCAAUUAAUUUCACGUUUAGCUGAUUUAUUAAAUGCUGAAAUUGUUUUGGGUACAGUAACAACUAUUCGUGAAGCAGUUACUUGGCUAGGAUAUACUUAUCUUUAUAUUCGUAUGCUACGUAAUCCAAGUUUAUAUGGUGUCCCAUAUGGUAGUGAAAAAAAUGAUCCAUGGCUUGAACAAUAUCGUCGAGAUUUAGUGCAUACAGCAGCUAUCGAAUUAGAAAGAUCACAAUUAAUACGUUAUGAUCGACGUUCUGGAUGUUUACAGUCUACUGAACUUGGUCGAAUUGCAUCACAUUAUUAUCUUACACAUUCAACUGUAUUAUCAUAUAAUAAAUUACUUCGACCAGGUUUAGGUGAAAUUGAAUUAUUUCGUGUAUUUUCUGCCAGUUCUGAAUUCAAGUAUAUGACUGUUAGACAAGAAGAACGAUUUGAAUUAGCUAAACUACUUGAACGUGUCCCAAUUCCAAUUAAAGAAUCACCUGAAGAACCUUCAGCUAAAAUCAAUUGCCUUUUACAAGCUUAUAUCUCUGGUUUAAAAUUAGAAGGAUUCUCUUUAAUGUCUGAUAUGGUUUAUAUUACACAAUCAGCUGGUCGACUUGUACGAGCUAUCUUUGAAAUUGUACUAUAUCGUGGUUGGGCUGAAUUAGCUGAUAAUGCACUUACAUUAGCAAAAAUGAUUGAACGAAGAAUGUGGGAAUCAAUGUGUCCAUUACGUCAAUUUAAAAAGUUACCUGAUGAAGUAAUUCGUAAAUUAGAAAAGAAGUCAAUAUCAUUUGAUCGUCUAUAUGAUAUGAAUCAUCAUGAAUUAGGUGAAUUAGUAAGAUUACCUAAAUUAGGUAGACCAUUGCAUAAAUAUCUACAUCAAUUGCCUCGUCUAGAAAUGAGUGUUCAUGUUCAACCAAUUACAAGAUCAGCAUUACGUGUUGAAUUAACUUUAACACCAGAUUUUAUAUGGGAUGAAAAAGUACAUUCAACAAAUCAAGCAUUUUGGAUAUUUGUUGAAGAUGUUGAUGGGAAUAGUGUAUUACAUUAUGAAUUUUUUGUAUUAAAACAACGUUAUGCAACAGAAGAGCAUAUUUUACGAUUUAUUGUACCAAUAUUUGAUCCAUUACCACCUCAUUAUUAUAUAACAGCUGUAUCAGAUCGUUGGAUUGGUGGAGAAGUCACCUUACCAGUAUCAUUUCGACAUUUAAUUCUUCCAGAGAAAACAAUACCACCUACUGAAUUGUUAGAUUUACAACCGCUUCCAGUGACAGCUUUAAGAAAUAAAGAUUUUGAAGCAUUAUACGCUGAUCGUAUUAAAGUGUUCAAUCCUAUACAAACACAGGUUUUUAAUUCACUGUACAAUUCCGAUGAAAAUGUUUUGAUAGCAGCUCCAACAGGCAGUGGGAAAACAGUUUGUGCUGAAUUGGCAAUAUUUCGUUUGAUAACAACUUACAGCGCCAAUUCGAUGAGUCAAUCUGAAUCAACUGGUACAUCUGCUAACUUUCGUUGUAUAUAUGUUUUACCACCACAUGAAGAACAAGUAGAACAACGUUAUAUUGAUUGGGUUAGUCGAUUCGGUGAAAAAUUAGGCAAACGUGUUGUUCGACUAACUGGAGAGACAUCAGUUGACUUAAAGCUGUUGGCUCGUGGAAAUAUAAUCGUUACUACACCAGAACAUUGGGAUGUUCUCUCUAGACGAUGGAAACAGCGUAAAAAUGUACAAAAUGUUAAUUUAUUUAUUGCAGACAAUUUACACUUAAUUGGUUCUGAAGGUGGAUCAAUACUUGAAGUAGUCUGUUCAAGAAUGCGUUAUAUCAGUAGUCAAGUGGAUAAUCCGAUUCGUAUAAUUGGCUUAUCUCAUAGUCUUACGAAUGGUCGUGAUGUUGCCAGUUGGCUUGGUUGUACUUCUGGUGCAACAUACAACUUUCCUCCUACUACUAGACCAAUUCCAUUAGAAUUAACUGUUAUGCCAUUCAAUAUUCCACAUCAAGCAUCUCGUCUUUUAGCAAUGACUAAACCUGUUUAUCAACUGAUAACACGUUUGGCGUUUGUUCCAAGUCCUACAGGCAGUUUACAGCAUUCUCAGCGUAAACCGACUUUGGUUUAUGUUCCAACUCGACGUCAAGCCCAACGCGCUGCACUUGAUUUGAUAACAAUGUUUACUGCUAGUAAUGCAAUAUCCUCCUCGAAAUUUCAAGCUAUUUCAGGACAUUUAGAAGAGGCUCUUUCUCGUGCUGCUGAUCAAUUAGCAGAUAAAGCAUUAGCUGAAGUUAUUCGUCAUGGUGGUGGUAUAGCUUAUUUGCAUGAAGCUAUAUCAAAACCGGAUCGUCGAUUGAUUGAAGUUUUAUUCGCUGCAGGUGCAUUGCAUACCUUAGUUGUAUCUCAUGCUCUUAUAUGGGCUGCAGCUUCACCGAAUCCUCUAUCAGCUUACCUUGUAAUUGUUAUGGAUACACAAGAUUACAAUGGUAAGAUUCAUGCAUACGAAGAUUAUCCAAUAGUUGAUCUGAUUGAAAUAUUAGGUCAUGCAAAUCGACCUAAUAUUGAUAGUGAAGCUAAAGCUGUUGUAUUAUGUCAAGCAGGAAAGAAAGAAUUCUUAAAAAAAUUUCUUCAUGAUCCAUUACCAGUUGAAUCACAUUUAGAUCAUGCACUACAUGACCAUUUCAAUGCUGAAGUUGUCACUAAAACGAUUGAAAAUAAACAAGAUGCUGUGGAUUAUUUAACCUGGACUUUUCUGUAUCAACGUAUGACACAGAAUCCAAAUUAUUAUAAUUUACAGGUAAAUUUUUAAUAUUUUCAUUUGUUAUUCGAAAGUUAAAUUAUGCACUAAUGGUACCAUUAGUAGUACUGCAUAGCACUGGGCUGGUAAUAAUGUAUCCUCAAAGAUAGAGCGUGUAUGAAGAGAUUAAUUGGUUUCGAUAGCCUUAUCCAAUUAUUUUCUGUUUAUUAGAAAACAAACAUAUAUAGCAAUGCGACUUAAAAAUGCACUACACAAGGUGAUAUAACAACAUUAUGACCGCCACUGGUUUCAUUUCUGAGCCACUGAGUUGCUUGAUCUAUCGAACCUUACCCAGAGAGUCGUGUUGGACUAGCAAAUGCUAACCCAAUACAACUACCCUUCAUCCUACGGUGCUGCGUCAUACACUGACCACCUCUCCACUUCUUCUAUCCAGUCCUAUGGUUAGCAAACAAUGAACGUCGUAGAAGCCGUUAGGACGAUAUGCGUAAAACAUGUCCAAGCCACCGAAACCAGUGUUUCCAGAUGAUUUCAUUUAUUGAAUGAUGAUCUCUGUUAUGCGUAAACACACACUAUCGUACCUCAGAAUUACUUACAUGGUGUUGUCACUGCAUACGAGCAAUCCUAUGGAGAUAACGGUGGUCGAACACUCAGAGUUAUCGGAGAUAGGUUAGCUUGGAGAGGCCAAGUUUCACAGAGGCGUAGAGCAGAAUUGCUCAUACCGAAGCGUUGUGAAUUCGAUGUUUUACAGUCAGACUAACAGUGCCAAAGGUGGCCCAGAUUGACAUAUGCCAGUAUGGCUUUCGAUAUGCUGUUAGAAAUUUCACCACUCACACAACUACCCUGAUACACAAAAUUUUCGACUACUUUCAACGACUCACCACCAAGGGUGAGCUCAGAUACAGACUCCUGCCAAUCUUACAAGAGUACUUUGCACUUUAAUGGUACAAAACAUAUACCAUACUUAUGAAUACUAAGUACACUUAGAUUGAAGGUAUUUGUCUAAGAAAAGUUAACAUCAGUAAUAGGCAAUAUGUUGUCUGCUCAUAACCCGGAUUGAUAGGUUGAAUUUAGUAGACAAAUUCAAUUUUCAUUAUGUUAUCUUUACUAUGGUGUAUAAAUCAAGUUUAGAAACUUGAAUCAUAAAAACUCCCUGUUUAUUAUGUGAAGAAAUUAUUCCUUUAGUGUAUAAGGAAGAGAAUGCAUAACUGAUUAUAUUGUAUACAUCAUUUCAUGGAAAUCAAAUCUUGUAAUUGUCUUGGCUAUACCAUUUCUUUUAAUGUAAUCUGUGCUCUUGUAAUAAUAGUACGGAGAUGUUAUUCAAAAAUUGAUUCUUAGGCAAAUUAUAUGAAUUAUUUCUUGUUACUGUAUAGUAAGUAGCAUAGAAUUGAACAGAUAUGAUGUCUAUACGACUGAUUUUCAUUUUCUCAGCUUAUCAUCAUUAUUGGUGUUGUUUUUGAAAGCCAAUAGUUUUCAUGAUCUUCUUAACGUUUAAGUCUAUACUGCUUUUGUAAGUAUCAUCUAGAUAACUGAGUCAAUAGAAACUGUAACAUUUUAAACACGUAUUCCUAUUGUCAUACAUCAUCAUCAUCAUUAUCAACAUAGGACCAGGCAUUACUGCGUAACGGUCCGAGUUGCCACACCUCAUAUCAGCACAUCAAGUAAAAAGGUAGUGAGGUGAAGGAUGAAGAUAAGUGAAUGCAGUCAAAAGAAAUAUAAAGUACGAGAAGAAAGGAAAGAGGAGUGACAAAAUAGUGAGAUUCGGUAUAGCAUUGUUAAGAUGAGGAUAAUGUGUGUGUAUACAUCUGCGCCACUGACUUCGGUUCUGAGCCAUAUCACCUAGGGUCUGCAACCACUGGCUCCUCUUGUCCCGUGGACCCCAACCACCUAGUCUGCAUCGUCGUACAUGGCUUAAACCAACAGUCAGAGACUUCAUACAUUGGUGCCAUGUUUUAGUCUGGCCACCUCGGGCCUUUUUCCAGCCUGGACCCACCUCAGCCAACAUUGUGUGACGAGGCAAUCGGUGACUACGCAUACGUAGUACGUGUCCCAACCAUCUCAGUUGAUGAAGGUUCACAACCUCGUCGACUGACUUACCUCUUCUCCCCAAAACUCUACACCUGACUUCUGCAUUACUCACUCACAUGGUGACACCUAUUGUCAUACUAAUUUCAUAAACUUGUGAUUUUUAUAAAUUUUCUUUCUCCUCAUUUAGGGUGUAACACAUCGACAUUUAAGUGAUCAUUUAAGUGAACUAGUUGAGACAACAUUGAAUGAUUUAGAGACAUCAAAGUGUAUUGCUGUAGAAGAUGGUAUUGAUUUGUCACCAUUAAAUCUUGGUAUGAUAUCAGCUUACUAUUAUAUUCAAUAUAAUACUAUAGGUAAGUAGUCUAUUGUAUACAGUUUUAUUAUUCAUUUGUAUAUUGUCUUCAUUAUGUAUUAAGGAUUUUUGUAUUGACUACAGUUAUCGCUUCAUAUUUACUCCAUCCUUAAGAUUUGCUAGAUAAGUUGAAAGUUGUACUGGGUACACUGUCAGUUUACAGUAACUGUUUCGUGAAAUAUUUUAAAAACUUGUUAACCCUAAAAAUCACUGUAUUAUAUACUUGGGUGAUCAUCAUUAAUAUCAACACAGGACCAGGUAUUACGGCGUAACGGUUCGAGUUACCACACUUCAUAUCACUACACCAAGUAAAAAGGCAGUAAGGCGCAAGAUAAAGAAAAGAUAGUUCAAUCAAAAUAAAUAUAAAGUACG